GCCAUGCUGCCGCCUCCCCGCCCUCCCUCCUUCCCGGAAGCGUCGCCAUGGCGACGCGGCGGCGGCGGCGGGAGCGGCGCUGGGAGCGGAACCGGAGCUGGAGGGGUCCCACCGCUGUGAGCUGUGCGGGGCGGCGGCGGCCCGGGUCCGCUGCGGCCGCUGCCGCCUCGCCUACUCCUGAUCAUCAAAGAGCUGACUGGGUGAGCAUCCAUGAGCAGAUCUGCCAGCUGCUGAUCCCAAUCCAUCCCUCCCUCCCUCCUCUCCUGUCUGAAAAGGAAAGAAACCAUGGCAUGGAGCAGCUGCUGAGGAGGCAGAAAUCCAUCGCAGAGCUGGCGUUCAGCACAGCCCAGAGCUUUGUUUCAGGUGGGCAGCAUGCACAAGCCAUCCCUGCAGCUCUGCAGGCCCUGCGUUUCGCUACCCAAGCCUACGGCUCUGCUUCGGUGCAGCUGGUCCCAGCUUAUCUCCUCCUGGCUGAGGCCUCCACUGGUGUUGGCCAUCUCCUGCAGGCAUCCAAGUAUCUCUCCCAAGCCCAGUGGAUUGUCCUCUCAACCCCAGGCUGCAGUGCUGCUCUUCAGGGGAAGUUACACCGGAGGCUGGGGCUUUUAUGUGCAGCUGAAGGCAACUUUGAAGAGGCUUUGUACCACCUGGCAACUGAUAUUUACCUCACCAGCUCUACAUUUGGACUAAAAUCCAUCGAGGCUUCUGGAGGGUAUUUCCACAUGGCCAAUGUUUUCUGUCACCAGAACAAAAUGGAUGUAGCACACUCCCUCUAUGCUGAGGUAACCAGCAUCUGGCAUUCUUUUCUGCUGAAGUCAGUUCAAGCUCAGGAGCAAAUGCUGGAGUCACAACCGGAAAUGUCUCCAUUCACUGAGGACAAGGAAGUCUGUGAAGGGCUUGUGACUGAUGCCCAGCAAGCAGAAGCCACCCAAGUCCUGAACACAGUGUUAGAUGUCAGAGAAAAGGCCCCAAAGCAACAACCUGGGGAAACUACCAAGGUUCUGCAUGCUCUUGCAAUGCUUUAUUACCUGGCCAUGGAUCUAGCCAAGAGUGGAUCCUCCAGGCUUGGCCCGUGUCAGGGAUGGAGCAGCACAGCCCCUGCCUGUCACAGGCUGCAUUUGGACAUUGCUCAGGUGUGACUGAGCUGUGCUUGAGCCCACCUCCCUGGAACUGCCAGGAUGUGAUUGGAGCUUCACUCCAUGGACCCUGCCAUUCACUUUUGGAUUUCCUCCCCUGUGUUUUGAUGGAGAACACCUUCAGGUGUGAUUGCCAGCCUGAGAGUGCCCAGUUCUCUGCCUUCAUCAUUGAUUUGGAGGAAGUGCUGAGCAGAAAGCAGAGCUCUUGGUUUAGGCAAAAGGGCUUGAAGAGCCCAAACUGCUUCUUCCUGUUUUGAAGGUGAAAAUACAGAUCCCUGUGUCCUCAUUGGGUCACACAAAGGCCUAGUGAUGUGAGUCAGGGUUUGAAAGACAGGAAGAAACAAAUCCAAGCUAGCAAAAAGGGCAAAGCUUCAGAACUGUGAGAAUGGCUGAUCCCUGGCAAAGCUGCCUAGGGAGGGGGUUAGUUCAGACUGAGGAGUCCUGAAAUGGCUUUGGGAACGUUCAGAGGAGCUGCUGGGUGAGCCAGGAGGGGGCUGAGGGCAGUAAUCACUUCUGUCUGCACUGCUGGGUCCCAACUGUGCUGCCAGCUCUGCUCUGCUGUAAAGCUGCUUGUCCAGGUCACCCUGGGAAGCAGGAGGCUGCCUGGCUCUGCCCCAGUGCCACAGUUCCUGGGAGCCUCUGUGGGUAUUGUCACUAACCCCUUGAGGAAAGCCACAGUCCUGCCAAUCCCUGGGGGGUGGGAUGUGUUUGUU
Molecule: messenger RNA, 1846 nt
Organism: Colius striatus (speckled mousebird)
Lineage: Eukaryota; Metazoa; Chordata; Aves; Coliiformes; Coliidae
Gene: ZMYND12
Product: zinc finger MYND-type containing 12
Exons: 8
Coding region: 48-1136 (362 amino acids)
Molecular function (GO): protein binding
Source: RefSeq, a predicted model, not a curated record